Clavispora lusitaniae ATCC 42720 is the source of this 840-nucleotide messenger RNA. Its product is annotated as Ammonium Transporter family protein. The record is from RefSeq and is a predicted model, not a curated record. Lineage: Eukaryota; Fungi; Ascomycota; Pichiomycetes; Serinales; Metschnikowiaceae. Gene Ontology annotation, molecular function: ammonium channel activity. Gene Ontology annotation, cellular component: plasma membrane. Gene Ontology annotation, biological process: ammonium transmembrane transport.
AUGCCUUCAGUGAUUAACUUUUGCUUCGAGAUGUUCUUUCCUGUUCCCACUGCGCAAUUGCUUUUGGCCAGUGUCGGUGAAAGAGGCCGUCCCCUUCCGUCUAUUAUCGUUGGGUGUAUCUGGGUGCUUUUGUGGAAUUACGGUGCAAACCACUGGCUGAAUUUGGGCUUGGACUUCGCUGGCGGAGGCCCUGCUCGUCUUGCCUCUGGUGUUACAGUGCUUGUGUACUCUUGGUACCUUGGUCGUAGAGGAAAGAAAAUGUGCAAAGACAGAAUCACCAAUGAAAGAGACAACUCGUCCUUUAUUGGUGCCACGCUUGUUUGUGCAGCAUGGCUCAUGUUUAAUGCCAGCACUUUGGCUUUCAAUGGCAGAACAUGUUACAUUAUGCUCAACACAAUCCUUGCUUUCUUCGCCCACUCGGCUAUUGACAAAUUACUUACGGGAAAAUUCUCACUUCAGUCUGCUUGUGAAGGAUUUGUUACUGGUUUGCUUGAUAUCACUCCAUCCUGUGGUUGCUACUGGCCAUGGGUAGCCGUUAUCACCUCCAUUUUCACUACUACCAUCUGUCGCUCUGUUGCGAGAUUCGGAAUCGAUAAUCACAGUCUUUCUUUUUUUCUUCACGGACUAGGUGGAAUUAUUGUUGACAGUUUGGUUGGUGCUCUGAAUGGAGAUAUCGCAGACUGGACCAAUGAACAACGCAAGCAGUUAGUGUACCAGAUUGGCGCAUGGAAUUCCCUUCUUGCUUGGACUGGAGUUGUUAGCUUGAUUACUUUGUUCAUAGUGGACAAUAUUCCGGGCUUGCAGUUGGAAGCAAGUACGAAAAAUGAAGAAAAGGUGUAA